Messenger RNA from Dacryopinax primogenitus, 2115 nucleotides. RefSeq lists its product as uncharacterized. The record is from RefSeq and is a predicted model, not a curated record. Bases 1 to 2115 code for a protein of 704 amino acids. The transcript has 13 exons. NCBI's taxonomy places the organism in Eukaryota, Fungi, Basidiomycota, Dacrymycetes, Dacrymycetales, Dacrymycetaceae.
AUGGCGAACCUCCAAAGAAGCUCCAAUCUGUUGUGGAAUUUGCCCCUUCCAGUCCCACUGAACGAGAAGGAAUUGGAUGCUCUGGAUCAUGAUCAUGACAUCUGGCAGGACAUCUUUGUGGAUGCUGACAUGGUGGCAGAGCCCUGGAUGACUGACCCCUCAGUCUGCAAGGCAAUGACUGCCCAUCUGACCUUGCAGCACUCAAAGUUCUGUGCUGUGCGGAAGACAGAGAACAGUCACAAAUUCUUUGGGCCUUCCACCUGGAUCCUGCUCAUGUGUGAAGCCAAAACACAGGACCCAUAUGCCACCCAAUUUGCGCAACCACUGGGUCCUGAAGACUUUGAGGAUACUCAUGUUCCAGACCCCAAUUGGGAUCUCAUCUUCUUUGACAAUCCAUACAAGGGAGCAGUGGGUGGCUUGGAUGUCAAAGAAAUGGUCCUUUCAACAGAUGGACUUGGCCCUUAUCAAGACAAUCUAGAGGCAGUUGAGGAAGAUGCUCAGCCUCAUGUCAUCAUGAUCAUGAUCAUGAUCCUGAAGCAAGUUGUCCAUGCUCCACAUGAUGUCAAAAGGCAAUUAGAAUGGGAUGCCCAAAAAGUCUGGUUGCAACUUGAUGUUGAAGAGGCAAAGCAUCUGGAGGAAGAGAUUCCAUUUCUUCAACAGCUUACUGGUGGUGAGCUGGAUUAUGUUCAUUUUCACACCAUCUUCAGCCACGUGAACAUUGACAACAAGGUCAAGCACAUCACAAUGGUCAAGAUCAACUUGGGCAAGGUCCACAUCUGCACACAAGAUGAGCACAAUGCAUGGAUUGAACAACAUGCAGGCUAUGGUGGAAUACAUCCUGGUGCCAGUAUCCACCUUGACAAAGUGCUUCAAAAGCUCAUGAACAUGAACAUGAACAAGAUUCAAGUCUUCCACUAUGCUAAAAUGAACACCCCGCUCCACCAACAUCUUGGUCAUCUAUGCAAGCAACAUGAUGAGGACUCCACACAUUCAGAGUUGGUCAAGGGUAAAGGUGUUGGUGCUUCAAUCAGAACUGUCUCAGAUAAUGACCCCACACCACAGGCACUGGCACCAGGCCCUGCUACUUGGAAAAUAAAUGAAGACCUCAAUACUGGAUGGGGGUCCAGUAGAGAGGGCAAGGACUGGACCAGUGCCAUUGCAAGUGACAAUGUCAGUCAUAUCCAUGUAUUCAGCUCUCAGACUCAUGCUAGUGUGUCAGGUGUGGGUGCAUCCAACAGCAGGACAUGCUGUCUGGGCAUGCCUCUGCGGCAUGCCAGCACUUUAUCUACCAGUCAUGUCUCCCUUGGGGGCUCUUGUGGCAUCUCUGAAGAGGAUGAAAACAUGGAUGCUGAUGCAACUCAGAAAGUGGAUGACAAUCCAAGUGCCUUUGCUGGGAGUGACACCACCUGCAUUUGCAUGACUGCUACUAUAGCUCCCACCUGCACUCUGGCUCCCAGUUUGGUCACUCCCAUGAAGAACAUGGUGACUGCCUUCAAGCAUGCUAUCAUAGAUGUAUUUCACAGCAAUCUCACCAUCUACAAGCAGCUGCAAAGUACAAAUAAUGCUUGCAGGAAGACCAAGAAAUCCACAUUAGAGAAUACUAGUCAUGCUCCAGAGAUACCCAUGCACAAGCUCAUGAGCAAGGGCAACUACAAGGACAUCUUGGCCAAAAACAUGAUUUCUGCCAAUGUAGCUGAUCAUUUGGGAUUGCCAAAGGAUUGCCUUGUGAGCACAGACUUGGUCAAGGAGCAACAGGCCCUUCGGCAUCAAGAGCAUGCUGAGGCUGCUGCCGCCACUGCUGCUGCUGCUGCUCAUAACUUGACUCAUGCAACUGAGACUGAUCAUGAUCAUGAGCCUGACCAUGUUGUCUUCCUUCCUUCUCCUGGACACACAGUCACGUGCCAUUUUGCUGAUGUGCCUACACCUGAAGCACCUUAUCCUCUGGGCAAGCAUCUUUGCACCAUGCUUGUACACUUCCUCAACAAUGAGAAGAUUGAACACAUGGGGGAUCACAAACUCUUUCUUGGCAAGAUAGCUUCUUUGUACUGGUCAUGUGAUCCAUCAUCCUGGGGCAUUCAACUUGCCCAGGUAAUACCCAAUGAUCAUGGGGUCUAG